AUGCUACCCGACGCCCAGCUGCUGACGAUCCCACCAACAUCUUUCAACUAUAAGCUUGCGGAUUUACCGUCAACCAACAAGCUAGUCGCAGCUUCUAGUCCAUUCUUCAUAUACAUCAACGCUAGCUCAACAUACGUGGAAGACACAGAACAUAUGGCACACCACAAUCACCGUUCCAGUCGAGUGCAGACCGAGAACGAGCUGUGGCUAAACAUGCCAGCUUCCACAAGGCGACAACAAGAGCACGACUGUCGGCCAGAACGAUCGGCGUAUCAAACAACCUCGCAGCGUAUUAGUGUAUGCUCCAGCAGUGGAAUCAACCCGUCGAUGAUACCUGCUAUCACAACCAGUUCGGACCUUAACAAACCACUUCCACCAUCACCGUCCGGCCAAGACAAACGAUCUCGCAAAUCACCUUCCUUGCGCGGGUUUCUCCGACGCGAAUCUUCAAGUCAGACAGAGUCAACCCAUCUCCGACCCGGAUCAUCCCAUCAAAACCGAUACUCCACUAACCUAAAUGUGGAUACGAAUGGUCAUCAUAGACACAACUACUCACGAAGCAUGCCAAAUUCUCCCUACGAGUUCAGCCAGUCUUCUCACCAGGAUCCAGCAGCCCUUCCUCGAGCACAUUCCUCUGCGUCGGACUACUCAGACGUGGUGCAGUAUCAGCCGUACUCUCCGCUACCACAACACCAAUACACUCGUCCUCAACAGCAGCGCGCGGUGUCAAUGAACCCCUACUUUGAGACCACAUCGCCUCCACGAUCACGUACCUUUCCCGAAGCUACACUUGACGUUACGACACGCGACAAUUUUUACAGUCGGCCACGGCCACACACAACAUGGGUGUCACCCACAGAGCCAUUUACAGAUGUUUCUCAAUUCCAUCUAUUUGCUGAAGCGAUGACCGGACUGCCAAAUGAUGCCGAGCCUUUUUCACCAACCGGUCCACCGCAGCUUCAGGGCUCACUUUUCGCUCGAAGAAGUGCCAAUGACACUAUUCCAAUACCUCUGCAGAACCCUCAAUAUUUGUCGAGAACACAAUCGACACGACGGCCUCAUAGAGAGCAGAGAGAUGAUUGGCAGAAUUUUGAGCCACCACCGCAUAUCUCGUUACAUGCAGGGUCCACACAAAAUCAUCCUCUGCCUGUUCAAAAUCCGCCUGUCCACGCAUAUGAACAAUGGCAACCACCAUCACAUAUGGGUGCCAUCACAGCCGAAUUAGAGCUGCUGGGGCUAGAAGAUCCUCAGGGUUCGGACGAUGAACUUCCAGACUACCAACAGAGCCAAGCGGAGAUGGCGGCGAAGAAGAGACAAGAAGCGUCAGCAAGAGCUCGGGAACUAGAGGCAAGAUGGCGAGGUACAUGCAGAUGA
Messenger RNA from Alternaria arborescens, 1374 nucleotides. RefSeq lists its product as hypothetical. The transcript has a single exon. The record is from RefSeq and is a predicted model, not a curated record. The coding region runs from base 1 to 1374 and encodes 457 amino acids. NCBI's taxonomy places the organism in Eukaryota, Fungi, Ascomycota, Dothideomycetes, Pleosporales, Pleosporaceae.